Molecule: messenger RNA, 642 nt
Organism: Protopolystoma xenopodis
Lineage: Eukaryota; Metazoa; Platyhelminthes; Monogenea; Polystomatidea; Polystomatidae
Source: the annotation of a GenBank genome assembly
UACUACACGCUACCUGAUUCUGGCGACCACGUGCUUGGAGCAGCACCCACCCUUGAUAGCUUUAAAACCGCCUCCGCAACAGUUACUGGUUCUCCCGCCUACCAUCAGCUUGCGGACCCAUCUGGUGUCGGUCUUUACCCAGCAACAGGCUCUGCUUGCUCGAAUGGUCCUCUGUCUACUACUGCCUGUCUUUUCUUUUCUCCAGGAAAUCAACCUUCUUUAUCGGAACUUCAAACACUUAACCCACUUUGCUCAUCCAUGGGGUCGCCUCCUCCUGGAGACUUCUGCCCCUCUUCCGGUCUCGCUUACCCAUUGGUCAAUAGCACGACCCACACUUCUGUUGCUAUUGCAAGUGGACUUCCAGGCAGUCCUUUGAUUCUUUCCAGACAGACCAUGCGUGACCCAGUGGCCGAGCAGAAUCCCGGCCUUGAUGGAGCACUGGGACUAGAACUUGCUACUGGUGCCCUCUACGCUUCUGCGAAUCCUGACAACGAGGUGGCCUUGGAGAAUAGUGCCUUGGCGGCGGGAUUCUUGAUUCCUGGUUGCCCAACAACAGCUAAACUGCAGAGGCGGUGGCACUCUCCAAUCGGUCAAAAAGUGGAGCGGUCAAAUGGACAAAUAAUGGUAGGCUAUACUAACUAA